UUUCCUAGGUGUUAUGGGUUGAGCCCUUAUCUGUGUUAUCUGUUGAUGUUGUUGUAUGUUUUUACCGGCGGCAGUCCAUGAUAGUAUUUCUCACGGCGUUACAUAUCUUCGGACUCUAAUAAACUUUCAUUGCUACAUAAACCUGUGUGAUCUCUCACGCACACACACAAAGCCAGUAGAAUAUACAUGAUGCCAGAAGACAGCAGAUACGAACUAUCGCCUCUGAGUAACUUUUUUUUCUGGGCCGCGUGUUUUCAUUGUUCGGCGGACCCGAUGCUGUGCUAACUGGCUAGCCGAGCCGAGGACAUCGUUUUUUGCGGAGUCAUGGUGGAGGGUUUUCACAGGCCACACACCGUCUUUUUUGACGAUAAUGUUGCCGAAAGCUGGCGGUUUUUUGAACGGGAGUACGACUUUUUUUAUUGCUCCAGCACACCCCGAGAAGCCUGCAAAGAAAAAGUCUUCAAGACAAAUUCUCCUUAACCUGGCCGGCUCUGAAGCCAUCGACCGCGAACGUUUAUUCGUGUAUCUGGCUGAAGUGCGCGAGCCCGGGAAUAAUGGAGUGAUCAUCACCUCGGCGGAGUCCAGAGAGGAUCCAGAGUGCUUGAAGAGGAAAUUGAGGGAAAUGUGCAAUCCUCGAAGCAAUAGGACAAUGGACAGGGACAGAUUUCAUUCACAGAAUCAAAGACAAGGCUUGGCUGGCCCAGGUCAGCGCCACAUGGAUGGAUCCCACUGCGGGAGAUGUGCACAUGGAAUACAAAGCCCAUGAACGUCCGAGCCUAACCUCGCUUCAAGAACCCACACGGACGAUAUGAGAACAACUCUGCAGCGAAUCGAAAUUUUGUUGUUGCUCCAAUCAGGAUUGAUUGGCGACGUGAGCUCUUUGUGACCCAAAAGGCUUAACACAGGGAGGCUUUGCUUCGCCGGCUGUUGCGCCCAGCUGCUCCGUGGGGCCGGGCAGCGAUGGCAGGCGGUCGCCCGCAGGAACAGGACACCCCGCCCGAGAAUGGCUUCACCUCACUGGAUCCCCCGGUUCCCAGGUUGCUGCCGCACAUCGACGGGUCGGUUCUGCCGUCUCUUGGAGGGUUCGGGAGGCACCAGAAGCAGAUCGUAGUCCUGACCUGGAUACCGGCAUUGUUCAUAGGCUUUAGCCAGUUCUCGGAUUAUUUUCUCCUGGCACAGCCCAAUGGCACGUGUUUGCAGUCUUUGGCGAACGACAGCAAAUGGACCGUGGAAUCAUAUUCGACAAACCCACUGCUUCAAUUCAAAGUCAACGGUACCGGGGAUGGAUACGACAACGGGAGCGGUCAACUGUGCGCCUGCAAGGAGAGGACAUUGGAACUGCUCACCGGACUCAGACAGAACGUGGUUACCAAGUGGAACUUGGUGUGUGAUUCAGCAUGGAAGGUCCACAUUGCCAAAUUUUCUCUGCUGGUGGGCUCCAUAUUUGGCUACCUAGUGAUGGGUGUCAUGGCCGAUUGGUUCGGCCGACACCCAGUUUUGAUUCUCUCUGUGCUCUUCAUGCUGGUGUUUGGUUUGAGUGUUGCCUUCUCUAUAAAUGUCACCAUGUUCAGCACCUUGCGCUUCUUUGAAGGUUUCUGCUUGGCGGGCCUCGCUCUCUCUCUCUACGUGCUCAGGGUUGAACUUUGCUUGCCCGCCUGGCGUUUCUCCAUGACCAUGGUGGCCAGUUUCCUGAUGGUCGCAGGGCAGCUCCUGAUGCCGGGGUUGGCUGCUUUGUGCCGUAAUUGGCCAGACCGAGAUGAUUGGCAGGUCCUUCAGAUUGUAAUAAUAAGCCCUUUUGUAUUGAUGCUGCCCUACUUUUGGAUUUUUCCUGAAUCAUUGCGGUGGCUGUUGACCACCCAGCACUACAGACGUUCAAAAGCUAUGAUGGUACACAUUGCAAGAAAGAACCAGGUUGACAUAAUGGCUGAACCUAGCAGAGUUCUUUCAGAGCUGGAGCAAGAAACGCACAAGAAACCACUGAGAACCUGCAUAGUGAAGAUGAUGAGCACCAGGAACCUGUGGAAAAACAUUGUGGUGCUGUGUGUCAACUCGCUAACAGGCUAUGGGAUACACCACUGCUUCGCUCGCAGUAUGAUGGAUCCGGAGGCCCAGCCCACUGCUUUGUGCCACACAGACUACUACACCAUGGCUGGCAUCGCCGUGGCAACAUGCAUGACACUUUGCCCCGUGGUCGGACUCAUGGGUCGACGUGGAGGGCUUCUUACCUUCAUGAUCAUCACAGCCCUUGCAUCACUACUACAGUUGGGCUUGCUCAAUCUGUUUGGAAAGUACAGUCUUCGGCAUGACACAGUUCUGCGAGACAGUCUGAAGAGGAAAUUCUCUGUGGCCUUCUCAAUCAUUGGCAUGUUCUCUUCUCAUGCUGUCAGCACGCUUAGCAUUUUCUUUUGUGCUGAAAUCACUCCAACAGUCAUCAGGGGUGGCGGUCUCGGCCUGGUUUUGGCUAGCGCCGGCUUCGGCAUGCUUACUGCGCCCAUCAUGGAGCUUCACAACCAGAAGGGCUACUUCCUGCAUCAUGUGAUCUUCGCUUGCUGCACACUGCUGUGCAUCAUCUGCCUGCUGCUGCUCCCAGAGCCACGGGGUCAGCCACUGCCUGAGACCAUGGUUGAUGGAGAGAUGUUCACCCGUCAAAUUUUGCUCCAUCCGGGCGAGCAACAUCUUCUUCUGGCUAAGAGUGACAGGGACUACUCCCGCGUCCAUGAUACACCGCUUCACCUGUCCACCACGGGUGGUGCUACGGUAGCAGCAGCCACUGCUCUGGCAGCGGUACCUGCCUCAUACUGCUUGGCGACUGGUGGCGAAGUGAUUCGCAACCAUGCAAUGGCCAAUGGCGUUUGAGCAAAACUGUACUUAGUUCGUCAGCAAUUAACAAAACUGGAAUGCUAUUUGAACUUGUGAUUUACUGUAACUAUUUUGAAGGGACCAGCUAUGUUAUUAACCAUGUGAUUUGAAAAAAUAAGUUGGAAGGUAAAUUUUUAAUAAAUGGCGAAUUCAAAAAUUGCCAAAAUAUUUUGCCAGAGGUCUCCUGUAGUGCACUGCCUUUGACUCUUUUAUGAGUCUUCCCCAGGUAAAAAGAGCUAACUGAGGCAACUGGAGUAGCUAUGUGCGAUGUGUUUUAGUUGGCAUCUUCUAAUUGUUAUUUUUGCACUACAAGUCAAAGACACAAUCAAGAAUCUUGUGUUUUUAGCCAACACAUUGCAGAUGCAGGGAUUGACUCAACCACUGUCACUUUUACAUGUUUUUUUUCUUGUAUGUGAUCCACAGUGGCACUUUAUCCUCUGAGGGGAAUUUAGCAUAGACACUUUUUUUUUUAAGUAAGCAUUGCAGCUGUUGAAGGUGUAUGAUGGUUUUAUGUGCAACCGGAGACCUUGGCACACCUUACGUGUUGCUAUUAGAAACAGCACGUAAUGCUAAAUAGACACGAGAGUUGAAUGGACUGGAAGUGAUCUUCCACUACUCUAAUGAUGCGUCUCAACAUUUUAAAUCUCUUGAUUUUGGACAUUUUAUCAUGCUGCCCAAUUUUGUCACUUGUGUAGUGUCCAUGACUAGCAAACAUCCUUCUCCAUGUCUCCCUCUGUGUUCUCCGUACUGUGGCAAUGAUGUAAUCCUACUCCUAUGACAACUCUGGCCAAUAAGCACAAUUACAAAAAUAAAGAUGUGAUGAUUAGAAUAGACCAGUCUGCCUAGAACAGUAUUGACAGUUAUUAGUGUUCAUUCAGUUAUUAAUGUUCAUUCAUACAAGUAUCCCUUAGUACUUACGUGUUAAUGAACCUAUCAAUUAUGAUGUAUUAUAUACCCAUUAAACUUAGUUAUUAUAGUAUAUAAGCACACAAUGUAGUGACAUUAAACAUGUCCCACUACAUGGACAGAAUUGUAGGAUUCAACAUAUUCCUUCUACUUCUUUGCAUGUAUUGUAUUUUGAACACCCUGUACGAUUUGAUAGUUCACGUUUUCAACAGUUAAACUGUAGAAAGAAAAAAAAAACAGCCACCAGAACCAUUUUCUAAGGUGUUAUUUUUUAAUGAUGCAUUUGUAUAAAAAGCCACUGGCUUACAUGUUUUGAUAAUAAAAUCACUUAAUUUAUUGUGUCAAUAAAAACACUGGAUGUGAUUGUGGUGUAUGUUCUUGUAAAAAAUAAGUGAACAACCUGCUGUUACUGUUCAUGGAUAUCCAUAUUAACAUACAAAGAGGCUCACUUAAAAAUCAAAAUUUCCCUGGAUAAAGCUGAAGUUCCUUUUUUAUUCUGUUUUCCACAAGCAGAGAGAGGCUGCAGUCAGUCAUUGGAAGGUUGUAACUCAUAAAUACUUGUUUUUUUGUCUUCUUUGC
Syngnathoides biaculeatus (alligator pipefish) is the source of this 4344-nucleotide messenger RNA. RefSeq names its product solute carrier family 22 member 23 (gene slc22a23b). Gene Ontology annotation, cellular component: membrane. Gene Ontology annotation, molecular function: transmembrane transporter activity. The record is from RefSeq and is a predicted model, not a curated record. Lineage: Eukaryota; Metazoa; Chordata; Actinopteri; Syngnathiformes; Syngnathidae. The transcript is spliced from 11 exons. Bases 961 to 2856 code for a protein of 631 amino acids. Gene Ontology annotation, biological process: transmembrane transport.